This is a messenger RNA of Schistosoma curassoni, 973 nucleotides long. The record is from the annotation of a GenBank genome assembly. NCBI's taxonomy places the organism in Eukaryota, Metazoa, Platyhelminthes, Trematoda, Strigeidida, Schistosomatidae.
GGCAAAUACAAAACAUGGAUACCAGCGCGUGGGUCAAAAAGGUCAAGUCUGCGAAAGCGACUGUCAUUAUUGAGGAUGGUGAGCCGUCAUUAAUUUACCGAAACGCUGGAGUCAUACUUUUCACCAGUUAUUUUGAAGCUACCCGUUUCGCAUUAUAAAUUAGGACUGAAAUCAAGUAGAAUUGAAUCCAUUUAUAUGUACUACAUUUAUCCAGUUGGUCACGCUCAUGCAUACUGAGCAUCUUACACUGAAUUUUCCAUCAUAAAUGUACAGGACUGUCGUGUCAAAAAAUGGGCCACUACCUGGUUCGUCUAUUCUACUCAAGCUUUUCAAUUUUGUAUCGCAGUAGUAGUGAAUAAUACCUUCAUUUCUCAAUACUACGAAACUGAAGUUGUGCCUUCUUAAAACAUUUACAGGAAAGCGUAAGGUCCACUUCUUAUUUCCUGAAGGUUUGCAAAUGGUUGAAGAAUAUGACUUGUCUACCCAUAAUCUACUGGCAAGGAAAUUUAGAAGCAAAACCGUACUUGGUGGGGACGGACAGUGGGAAUAUGAAGUUGGAGAAUCACUUAGGAGAGAAAACCAGUUUUCAGAGCAUCUAAUGGAGUCAUCACAAGCUCCACUGUUCAGUCGUAGUGAUGUUCCACAUGCAUUCCAAUGGCGUAUCCGUAACUUACCUUACCCGCUAGAUGUGUACAGAGUUUCCGUUGAAGAUGGAAAUAUCUUAUUGCGGACCACCAACAAAAAAUAUUACAAAAAGUUCAACAUUCCGGAUAUGACCCGAAUGGGUUUACCCCUAAACGAAAAGUCCAUAUCAUUAACCCAUGCUAACAAUACUCUUCUGAUUUCGUACAAAAAGCCGGAAGAAAUAUUAGAAAACGAAAAACUAGUCCGGCAAUAUGUAAGUACAUUAAAGCCAGUAGAGCAACAAGAAGACUGCAAGACAUCCUGACCAAAUAUAAUAGUUUACUUAGUC